Molecule: messenger RNA, 537 nt
Organism: Peniophora sp. CBMAI 1063
Lineage: Eukaryota; Fungi; Basidiomycota; Agaricomycetes; Russulales; Peniophoraceae
Source: the annotation of a GenBank genome assembly
AUGUCGGAUCCUGUCACGCUUACGACUCCCAACCUGCCCGCCGGGCCCACCCCGCCACUACCACCUACGCCACAGGCUACGGCUGACAACGAUGGAGUACUCGCACUCUUCCUGCUAACUCGUUUCCACGCGGCUCUCAACGAGGUUCUAAGAGAUCGCUGGAUGUCAAGGGCCGAAGUCGUCUCUGAGGUUCAAGAGCGACUUGCGCGCUAUGGUAUACCUGCCUCAGAGUCUAUCCAGUGGUUUAACCAUCCCUCUAUACAAACUACGUUGGACGAACGCGACGAACUCAACGAAGCCUUGUACGAACGUGAUAUGGCCGUCCUCGCUAGGGACGUGGAAUUCGCCAUCAGAGACGCCAUAACUGCCAAACGAGACCAGACAGUCGAAGAAUACCGUGAGAAGACCCGGCAGUUACUUGACACGUACCGGAUUGCCUGCGAAGACGGGAGCCUCGAGCACUGGAGCGAGGACGAGCGGACCAAGUUCGAAGCGAUUGUCGCUGAGGCGCUAGAGAUCCUGGGCGACGCGGCCUGA